This is a messenger RNA of Trametes versicolor FP-101664 SS1, 1146 nucleotides long. RefSeq lists its product as uncharacterized. The transcript is spliced from 5 exons. The record is from RefSeq and is a predicted model, not a curated record. Lineage: Eukaryota; Fungi; Basidiomycota; Agaricomycetes; Polyporales; Polyporaceae. The annotation marks the transcript as partial.
AUUUCUGAUGUAUUGGAAGCAUGGCGAGAAGACUUUGAUCUCCUCGCUGGCGAUCUCCUCGCCUGGGAAGCCCCAAUCGCCCAGCCCUGUGUUUGCGGCUCUGACGCGCGGUAUCGCUGCAUGGAUUGCGACCAAACUCUCCCGCAGUGUCGAACUUGCAUAGUCAAGGGCCACCAGAACUUAUGGUAUCACUGGGUUCGACGUUGGAAUGGAAAGUACCACACACGCCACGCUCUGGCCGACCUCGGCCUGGUCGUUUACCUUGGCCAUCAUGGAGCGCGUUGUCCUGACGCCUCCGAUAACUUGACACCAGCAAACUUCGUCAUCGGGCACACCAACGGUCUCCACCACUGCAAGAUUGUCUACUGUCACUGCCCCGACCGUCUGGCUAUAACAUCUCAGCUAGUCCGCAGUCGUAUCUUCCCCGCCACGCGUAGCUCCCCUCAUAGCGGCUUCACCAUCGACCUUCUGCGAAUGUGGCAUACCGUGUGGCUGACCGCCAAGAUCAGCACUCACGAUUUCUUGUGCACGCUCGCCCGUCUGACAGAUAGCGCUUUCCCAAGCAACGUCAAGGAUCGCUAUCGAGAGUUCCGGGUUGUAACUCGUCUCUAUACGCACCUUACUAUGAGCAAACGUGCGGGCGUGUACCAUGACAUCAACAUCCCUAAUCGUCCGAAGGGUGACUUGACCGUGCCUUGCGUGGCUUGCCCUUCCCCUGGGUUCAAUUUGCCUGACGACUGGAAAGAGACACCCGAGCAUUUGAGAUACUUGUAUCGAAUCGUGCUGGGCGGUGAUGGUAACUAUAGCUUGAACAAGAAGUCUAAGAAAAUCGACCCUAACGAUACGAGCCUUGGUGUCGGAAGCGGCUUCUUUGUAUCCCCUGAGAUUGUGCGUCCAGUCGUUGCCAAAUCCUACGAGGAUGAUGAGACCAAAGUGGUACGUUCUAUCUCGUCGCUCGUGGAGACGUGCAGUGGCUUCCAGGUCACACGUUCCCAGCGCCUGGGAAAAUUCCGCUUCCUUGAGCUCAGCGGCAUUGUGGCUAUAACAUGUCGUCAUGUUUUCUUUCGUUCUGGGGCAGUUGUCGAUCUCAUCACCGGCGAGCGGUAUCUGUUCAUGGACCUGGCGCUUCAAGGCGGUCUGCGCGGA